Apus apus (common swift) is the source of this 1674-nucleotide messenger RNA. It is a transcript of the gene MRPL38, whose product is annotated as mitochondrial ribosomal protein L38. The transcript has 9 exons. Gene Ontology annotation, cellular component: mitochondrial large ribosomal subunit. The record is from RefSeq and is a predicted model, not a curated record. Bases 15 to 1151 code for a protein of 378 amino acids. NCBI's taxonomy places the organism in Eukaryota, Metazoa, Chordata, Aves, Apodiformes, Apodidae.
GGGCCCUUCCCAAGAUGGCGGCGCCCCUGCUGAGCGCGGCGCGGCGCGGCCUGCGGGCCGGGCGGGCCUUCGGCACGGCCGCUGCGCUCUGCAGGCGGGCAGCCCCGCUGGGGCCGAUGCCCAACGAGGAUAUUGACGCCAGCAACUUGGAAGCGCUGGAAAAAUACCGCAGUUUCUCUCGCUACUUCAAGCUGGCAGAGAAGGAGAGCAAGAAACCCCGCUGGUGGAAAACCUACCGGCAGCACACCCGCCCCCCGCCAGAGCCCAAGACUGACAUCAGCCUGCCACGCCACAGGCUGCUGCAGGCAAAGGAGGGGAAGGAGAGAAAACAGAUCCUGAAGGAAAACCGUCGGAAUGCUGAGAUGGAAAGGGCAGCACGACUCCGGACAGUGCUGAUCCCCCUGGAGGAAGUCAGAGCUGAGUGGGAGAAGAGCAGUGGCCCCUUCCACAAGCAGCGUGUGGCCGAGCACUGCGGGGUGUUCCGAGACUUGUUCAAGGGGGCCACCUUCACCCCCUGGGUCACCCUGAGGGUGCAGUACAGCCAGGAGGACGAGCACCUCGUGCCAGUCUACUAUGGGAACAUCCUGACUCCAUCAGAGGCUUCCAGGCCCCCUGCAGUGUCAUACGAGGCAGAUAAAGGCUCCCUCUGGACUUUGUUGCUCACAAAUCCAGAUGGACAUUUAAGAGAGACAGACUCAGAGUACCUCCACUGGCUGGUGACAAAUAUCCCAGGCAAUGACAUCAGGUCGGGUAAGGAGAUCUGCCACUACCUGCCCCCCUUCCCUGCCAUGGGCACUGGCUAUCAUCGCUUCAUCUUCCUCCUCUUCAAGCAAGAUUGUCCCAUCGAUUUCAGCCAGGACGUUCGGCCUGUGCCCUGCCACAGCCUCAAGAUGAGAACCUUCAGCACGUUUGACUUCUACAGGAAGCACGAGGACGCCAUGACCCCGGCAGGGCUGGCGUUUUUCCAGUGUCAGUGGGACAGCUCUGUCACCUGGGUCUUCCAUCAGCUUCUCAACAUGAGAGAGCCCGUGUUUGAGUUCGUGCGGCCGCCCGUGUAUCACCCUCCACAGCUGAAGUUCCCACGUCACCAGCCUCUGAGGUACCUGGACAGGUACCGGGACACCCAGGAGCCCACCUAUGGCAUUUACUAGGGGCCUGCCCCCCUCUCCAGCUGCUCUGCAGUGCCAGCUGGGCAGCUGGGGCUGCUGCGUUUCUGCACCCACACAGCUGGGAACUGGCUGCACCGCUGGAGGGAAACAAGGAAGUCUCAGCCCCUCGGAUCCCAGUUCCCUUGGGAACAGUGUGCAGCUGGUCACACAGCUGCAGGCACUGCCAACGCCUGUUGUCCCCAGCUGUGUGGUCACAAGGCUACCUGAGGAGGACGUUGAUGGAUGAAAGGAAAUCCAGGCUGAAAUCUUGCUACUGAUUCCAUAGCAGAGCUGAUCAGUAAGGGGGGAGUUCCCCAGGAGUGCCCUGAUGUGCUUCUUGCAAAGGAAUCACGUUCUUGCAAAGGAUCAUGUUCUUUCUUUUGGCCUUUUUAUGGAACAAACAGAGCCAGGCCAGCCUGGACUUCCCCCCCUUACAGCCCUGUGGUUCAGGACUGUGUCAGCUUUUGUUUGUGCAGCCCUCUUAAAGGGAUGGAUCUGAUUAAACACACUCUGAGCGGUGCUGGCA